GGCCAAAGCCUCUUCUAAAACCAAAACAAACGAAAUCCCCAAUUGCUACAUGACAUCUCCAACUAUCACAACCACCAAUUUCUAGCUUUCAACCAAACCCCAAUGGCGGUUCGCGCCAUGAACAGCUGCGUAAUUUUCCGUUCCGCCGCAACGCCACCGCUCGCCGCCUCACGCAGAUGCUGUGUCCGUCAAUUCACCACCUCCCGAAAUAGAAAGCAUUUGAAUUUACAUUCAUUUCUCCGUUGUACGCCUUAUCCUCUUAGCCACGUCACUGUUCGGAGCUAUUCAGUUCACAACCUCGUUGAAAUGGUCAUGGAAGAGCUCGCAUCCAUUCGCAAACGUGGCAGAGUUCGUGCUACUAGCAAGCUGGAAUUAGCAAGCACAGGAGAGCUUCUUGAGGACAAGUUGAGAAAAGGAACACUACAGAAAGGACUACUGCUGGAGUUCAAGAAGGAUUCUGAAAGGGUGCUGCUAGCAGUUGCUCUUAAACCUGAUGGCAAAAAGAAUUGGAUGGUCUCUGAUCAGAAUGGGAUUACGACCUCCAUUAAGCCACAACAAGUAACUUUUAUUGUUCCUGGUGUUGAAAACUUUGAGCCCACAGAAAUAUCAGAUUUUGUUCAGAAAGCUCAGGAUAACUUGGACACAGCACUACUUGAAUUUGCAUGGAAUGAGCUUGUUGAAAAAAACAAAUCCGUAACAGUUCAGGAACUGGCUGAGAUGAUUUUUGGUAGUGCGGAGCCUCUUGAGAGCUAUUGUGCGCACCUACUGUUAUCGAGAGAUGAGGUGCAUUUCACAGUUCUGGAGUCAAAAGGUCUUUCUCCUGUAUAUGGACCUCGGACUGCUGCCCAGGUGGGCGAACUUUCACGAAGGAAGCUUGCUAACGAGGCUGCAGAGAAGGAGUUUGAGGAACUUAUACAGUUACUGCGAUCUGCUAAACAAAUGCCUCCUCAGGACAAACCGCCAAGAUCUUCCUGGAAGACUGAAGAGAAAAUCUGGCACAAGAUUGAGUCUCUUGAAGCUUUUGCCAUUGAUGCUUGCAAAAACGAUGAUCAAAAGAGAACAGCUGGGAUGAUUUUGAAGGCCAUGGGACUGGCAAAGACCUCAUCUGCAGCAGUGAAUCUCCUCAUAGAUAUAGGGUAUUUUCCUGUACAUGUAAAUCUUGAUUUGUUAAAGUUAAACAUCCCUACUGAUCAUCGAGACGAGAUUAUGUCGGUCGCAGAGAGUAUUUUGUCUUCAUCAACAGACCUUGAUGAGGCUGAUAGAGUAGACCUGACUCACCUGAAGGUUUACGCGAUUGAUGUUGAUGAGGCUGAUGAGCUUGAUGACGCAUUGAGUGCAGCAAGGCUGCAGGAUGGCCGGAUUAAAGUUUGGAUACAUGUUGCAGAUCCAACUAGUUUACUUCAGCCAGGAAGUAUAAUAGACAAAGAUGCCAGAAGAAGAGGAACUUCUAUAUUCUUGCCUACUGCAACAUAUCCGAUGUUUCCUGAAAGGUUGGCCAUGGAAGGCAUGAGUCUGAAGCAAGGAAAGCUGUGUAAUGCUGUCACUGUGUCUGUUGUGCUGCGUUCUGAUGGCAGCAUUGCAGAAUAUUCGGUGGAAAACUCAAUCAUCAAGCCAACAUAUAUGUUAACCUAUGAGAGUGCAACAGAGCUCCUUCAUUUGAAUCUUGAAGAAGAGAUUGAACUGAAAAUUCUUUCUGAAGCAGCUGCACUCCGGUUAAGAUGGCGUCGAGAACAGGGUGCUAUAGACACAGGCACCUUAGAAACACGUAUUAAGGUGACCAGUCCAGAUCAUCCAGAGCCAUCAAUCAAGUUGUAUGUUGAAAAUCAGGCUGAUGCAGCUAUGAGGCUUGUUUCUGAGAUGAUGAUACUCUGUGGGGAAGUUAUAGCCACUUAUGGUUCUCAUAACAACAUUCCUUUACCAUACAGAGGACAGCCUCAAUCUAAUAUCGACACAUCUGCAUUUGAACACCUUCCUGAGGGACCUGUCAGGAGUUCUGCUAUUGUUCGAAUUAUGCGUGCAGCUGAAAUGGAUUUCAGGAAUCCUGUACGCCAUGGGGUGUUGGGACUUCCAGGCUAUGUUCAGUUUACCUCCCCUAUCCGAAGAUAUAUGGAUCUCGCAGCCCAUUACCAGGUAAAAGCCUUUCUUAGAGGUGAUUCUCUUCCCUUCUCAGCUGGGGAGCUGGAAGGCAUUGCCUCUACGGUAAACAUGACAACCAGAGUUGUAAGAAGGCUUUCCAGCAGCAGUCUUCGUUAUUGGAUACUGGAGUACUUGAGAAGGCAACCGAAAGGGAAACGGUUUCGCUCUCUAGUCCUUAGAUUCAUCAAAGACCGAAUAGCUGCAAUACUGUUGACGGAGAUUGGAGUUCAAGCUUCUUCUUGGGUGUCUCUUGGUGUACAAAUUGGUGAUGAAGUAGAUGUGCAAGUUGAAGAAGCUCAUCCGCGUGAUGAUGUUCUCUCUCUUAAGGAGGUUGAGGCGGUAUAGGAUUUGCUUGCGCAGACCAGAGAGCUUAUGACGGAGACGAGCAUUCCUAGCAUUUAGUUGCAACAGUUAACGGAAUAGUUCCUUGUGUAUAUGCUUAGAUGAUGUCUCUCUAAUCUGGACUUUCAAAGAGUUCAUACCUUGGGGUUGAUAUAUCAGUAUAACCAGUGUCGAGGGACUCAGGAAGCUCUUAGAAUGACAAGUUACAGUUUAUAUACAUGGUGGAGAUGCAACCACACAAGGCCAAUGACGUUUCUCGCGUUUUUGUUUGAGCUUUGAAGUUCUGAUCAUAUAUGGACAGCGGAAUUUGAGUAUCGUCCAUCUAUGUUAUUGAGUUUUGACUGAGCUGUACAGAUUUUGGUCAAUAAGUACAAGUUUUCAGUCAGUCUUUUCUUCUCACAUCAUCAGGAAGUUCAGUGAUGGUCUGAUUUUCAUCAAGGAUAGGUUUCAAUUUAGUUUGGUCUCUGCCUACAAGCAAUGCGGAGAUAGAUUGAAUUGAAUGUACCAGUUGUUACUUUGUUAUAUGAAUAUAACUAUAUGCAUAGUGAUGCCAGAAGGAAGAGAGGGAAAGGAUACAACUUACAUGAAUGUAAAAUUGUAAAUGCAUAAAGGUUCAAUUUUCUCCUACAUAUGAUACCCAAUAUAUCUUCAUUCCGUGCA
Molecule: messenger RNA, 3138 nt
Organism: Nicotiana tabacum (common tobacco)
Lineage: Eukaryota; Viridiplantae; Streptophyta; Magnoliopsida; Solanales; Solanaceae
Product: ribonuclease II, chloroplastic/mitochondrial
Biological process (GO): mRNA catabolic process
Cellular component (GO): P-body
Molecular function (GO): 3'-5'-RNA exonuclease activity; RNA binding
Source: RefSeq, a predicted model, not a curated record